AUGGCUCCUUUUCAACUACCCAAUAUCUUUAUCUAUCUUACUGGAAUUGUUAGACCCAAGUUGCUAAGGCCUCAUAUAAGAGUACCCAGUAUCGCUCAAGUCGAUUUCAGAUCUUUGAAGAAAGAGGGAUACAAUGCAGUGGUAGUGGAUAAAGAUAAUUGUCUGACUUUACCUAAUAGAGAUGAGAUCUAUCCUCCUUAUCAGACCGCCUGGAACGAUUUGCUGCAGACAUUCGAACCUGGACGAGUAUUGAUCGUCUCCAACUCAGCUGGAACAAGGAAAGAUCCAGGUGGAAUAGCUGCCGAAUCAGUUUCUCUGUCCCUCCGAGCUCCUAUCCUAAUCCACUCACAGAACAAACCAGGUUGUUCUAGAUCUAUCAUAUCAUAUUUUAAAGGUCAACUAGGUCAACCGAUAACGAACCGUAAGAGGAUAAUCCAAGGUAGUGAGAAGGUAUGGAAGGAUGAACAAGAGGAUGAAAAGAUGUUAUGGGAAAGAUGGGAGGAUGAAGUGGUUCAAAAACCUUUAUUGGGUUAUGGUCAGGAUCCUACGUCAGCUCGUAAAGGUGAUAGAGUCGCUGUGGAACGUAAUCCCAAUCCUAUAUCUGAAUCGGCAGGGGAAGAUUCACAGCAGUCGAAAGAAGUGGGGGUUGGAGUGGAUGAUUUGAAGAUUUUGGUGAUUGGAGAUAGAUUAUUCACAGAUACACUCCUAUCUCAUAGAUUAUCAUUACACUUACCGAAACGCAAGGAGGAAGGGGUAUUACCAUCGGUAUUAUCAAUCUAUACUACUUCUCUACCGCAACCUAAAGAUGUAAGAAUACUAAGAUGGAUAGAAGAGAAAUUAUCUAAAAGUCAGAUUCAACCUAUACCUGGGAACUUCAGCCAUCGAUUUAUAUUGAAAUCGCAAGAAGAGGAAGAAGCAGAAAAGAAUCGACAGAUGUCUGAUAAGGAAGUUAAGCGGAAUGGUAUAGUAGAAGCUUUGAGAUGGUUUACACCAAGUAGAUGGAGGGAGUUUGAUAGGUCCUUACCACCUUUGACGAUACAUCCAAAAAGUUGGAAACCCCUUCCUGCCCUUGUGGGGUUUAGCAAAUCAUUUGUAUAUGCUAUAGUCUUAUUGGUAAGGUAUGGUCUGAGAGGAGCGAAGAAAAUACGAGGUUAUUUCAAAAAGCAGAUUGAACUUGCUAGAGCUAAGGCUAAGCGGAUAGAUAGGGAAAAGGCGGAAGAGAGUAAGCAAGGGCAAGGGGUGAUAUGGCAUGAGAGAAUAUAA
Messenger RNA from Kwoniella botswanensis, 1263 nucleotides. RefSeq lists its product as uncharacterized. The transcript has 5 exons. The record is from RefSeq and is a predicted model, not a curated record. The coding region runs from base 1 to 1263 and encodes 420 amino acids. Lineage: Eukaryota; Fungi; Basidiomycota; Tremellomycetes; Tremellales; Cryptococcaceae. Gene Ontology annotation, molecular function: phosphatidylglycerophosphatase activity.